Molecule: messenger RNA, 2333 nt
Organism: Nelumbo nucifera (sacred lotus)
Lineage: Eukaryota; Viridiplantae; Streptophyta; Magnoliopsida; Proteales; Nelumbonaceae
Product: putative glycerol-3-phosphate acyltransferase 3
Biological process (GO): cutin biosynthetic process
Cellular component (GO): membrane
Molecular function (GO): phosphatase activity; glycerol-3-phosphate 2-O-acyltransferase activity
Source: RefSeq, a predicted model, not a curated record
AGAAUCUAGGAAAUGAGGAAGAUCGGAAGCUGCGAUUCACACGGGCAAUAGCUGGAUCUUCACUGUCGACACACUCAGAUAGAUGAUGGCAUCACCGUAAUAAUGGGAAAUUCUGAGGGGUAUUUUUAUUCACGUCGAUGUAUAUAAUCGGAUGCAGUGCUGAGGCUUGUAGCAAACCAAACCAAGAGAGAGUGAGCGACUGAAAUGAUGACGACGACUGGCAAAGCUUUCUCCUUCAAAGCCCUUCUCUUGUACAUCUCUCGGAUUCUCCUUAGAAGAUUAAGGAAUCCACGCUCCUUAUGGAGAAAGGGCAGCAAUGCUCAACUUUUCGGUCAACCCAGAUUUCAAAAGUUUCAUUCUUUUGCCCACAGAUCAGAGAUUUCAGACCAAACUCUGAUCUUUGAUGUCGAGGGAGCAUUGCUGAGACCCUCUUCUUUGUUUCCUUAUUUCAUGCUUGUUGCCUUUGAAGCUGGAAGUCUUCUGAGGUCUCUUGUUCUCCUUCUUCUCUACCCUUUUGUUUGUAUGGCAAGUGAGGAGAUGGGGCUGAAGAUAAUGGUGUUCGUCUGUUUCUUUGGGAUUAAAAAGGAGAGCUUUAGAGUUGGGGCGGCCGUGUUGCCAAAGUUUUUCUUAGAGGAUGUUGGGGUGGAAGGUUUCGAGACGUUGAGGAAGUUCAGAAGAAAUGUGGGUGUGAGUGCUUUGCCCAAAGUGAUGGUGGAGGGAUUUCUGAGAGAUUAUUUGGGCGUCGAAUCUGUCGUGGGGAGAGAGCUGAAGGUGUUUCGUGGAUACUUCGUCGGUCUAAUGGAGGACAAGGAGAAAACCAGACACGUCUUGCAGAAGGUCUUUGGAGAAGACACACUGAGUAGUCGUGAUAUUGUCGGAAUUGGUGGCUUCAAUAAAUCUCUCGAUCACCAGGUGUUUUCCUACUGCAAGGAGAUUUACUUGGUGAGUGAAGCAGAGAAGAGGAACUGGAGUCAGCUGCAAAGGGAAAACUACCUCAAACCGCUCAUCUUUCACGAUGGAAGGCUGGCUUUUAGACCAACACCACUCGCCACUCUGUUCGUAUUUAUGUGGAUUCCACUGGGUUUUACCAUUGCCAUCAUCAGAGCCAUUGUCGCUUUGUUAUUACCCUACAAGAUCUCUACCCCUAUUCUUGUCUUCACUGGGAUGAGGCUCAAGCAGACGAUACCAAAAUCUUCUCCUUCAAUGUCAAGAACCAACAAAGAUAGAGCAAAAGGGAUUCUGUACGUAUGUAACCACAGAACACUCCUAGACCCACUCUACCUUUCUACCGUCAUCAACAAACCCCUCACUGCAGUCACGUACAGCCUCAGUAGGGUCUCGGAGAUCUUGGCACCCAUCAAAACAGUCCGAUUGACAAGAGAUAGAGAGCAAGAUGCAGAGAUGAUGGAGAAGCUCUUGAGCCAAGGUGACCUUGUUGUGUGCCCAGAAGGAACCACCUGUAGGGAGCCCUAUCUGCUGAGGUUCAGUCCAUUGUUUGCAGAGAUGAGCAACAACAUAGUGCCAGUAGCCAUGGACACCCAUGUUAGCAUGUUUUAUGGUACAACGGCAGGUGGGCUCAAAUGCUUGGACCCACUUUUCUUCCUCAUGAACCCAUUUCCUGCUUACAAGGUCCGGUUGCUAGAAGAGAUACGUGGGUCGUCCAAGCUCCAUGACAGUGCUCAGUCGAGGUUUGAUGUUGCCAAUAAUGUACAGGAGGAGAUCGGUAGGGUAUUGGGUUUCGAGUGCACUACACUUACAAGAAAGGACAAGUAUUUGAUCUUGGCAGGUAACGAGGGGAUUGUUAGAACUGAUAACAAACCCCAAAAUCAGAGAGGAACAUGUAACAAUUGAUGAACUCGAAUCCUUAGGUGAUCACUGUGGAAUUUAUAUAUGGGCCACGUUGUCACUUAAUUUCCCAUCUAUAUAUUUAUAUAACUUUUUAAUUAAACUAACUAGACAACUUUAAUUUGUACGAGUUCAUGAAUUUCAGUGAUAUAAUAUAGUGGCCUUAUAGUGCAUCAGUUUGCUUUUAACUAGGCAAGUUCUCUCUUUUUUUUUUUUUGCCUAGCUUUUACCUUUUCUUUUAAUUAUUUUUUCUCAAUUAUUUUUAAGUACUGUUUAUUAUUAUUACUACACAUUUUAUAGUUAUUACUGGCUAGUUGUAAUAUAAUUAUUACUACACAUUUUGUUUGUAGUUUAUCUGGGUUGUAUGUGUAUGCAUCAAAUUUGUACCAGAUCAUGAAUUUCAGUGAAACAGUGACCUGCAGUUUGGUUUUGACUUGUGCAAGGACUACUUCCUCUCCAAAUAUCAACAUGAACUCACUUUAUGGCCA